Pieris brassicae (large cabbage white) is the source of this 2828-nucleotide messenger RNA. It is a transcript of the gene cry, whose product is annotated as cryptochrome-1. The record is from RefSeq and is a predicted model, not a curated record. Gene Ontology annotation, molecular function: FAD binding; DNA binding. The transcript has 13 exons. NCBI's taxonomy places the organism in Eukaryota, Metazoa, Arthropoda, Insecta, Lepidoptera, Pieridae. Gene Ontology annotation, biological process: circadian regulation of gene expression; entrainment of circadian clock by photoperiod. Gene Ontology annotation, cellular component: cytoplasm; nucleus. The coding region runs from base 358 to 2010 and encodes 550 amino acids.
AUAUCCCGUAAUAGGCUCACUUCUGGUAUGUUUUAUGAAACAAUCGCGUAUUGUAAACCUAACUAUGAUAAACCUUCCGCUUUAAACAUUACAAUUUCACUUGCAUCAAUUGACACUGGCAUUUCAAAUAGGACCUUCAGUCAAUGAAGCAAAGUUGAAUUUUCUAUACAACCCAGCCAAAACACGUGAAUUAUAGUCACGUGCUAGCUGCUACCCGUGUCAUGACGCCAAUCUUCUCGUUGCACACGAUAGUAUAAUGGGAAAUAAUUUAGCUUUACUACCUAUGGUCAGCGAUUUUGCGUGUGUUGUGGAAACAAGAUUUUUGUAGUAAAAAUAUCUAAGCGAUGACCUAGCUGUAUGAAAUGUAUAUAUACUAUUCCCGAAACCUUAAAAUUAACAAAAAUGGUGAAAAUGCUGGGUGGCAAUGUAAUGUGGUUUCGUCAUGGGCUACGGCUUCACGACAACCCGGCUCUGCGUCAUGCCUUGCAAGACCGAAGAACGCCAUUUUUUCCUGUCUUUGUGUUUGAUGGAGAAACUGCUGGUACGAAAGUAGUGGGUUACAACCGCAUGCGGUACUUGCUGGAGGCUUUAGAGGAUUUAGACACCCAGUUCCGUCAGUAUGGCGGGCGACUGCACAUGAUCAAGGGAAAACCAGAUGAUGUGUUUAGACGUCUUUGGGAGGAGUUUGGAAUAACUAAGCUAUGUUACGAGCAAGAUUGCGAGCCGAUAUGGCGUGAGAGAGAUGAAAGUGUACGAGCUACUUGCAGGCAGAUUGGUGUUGAGUGCCACCAAUUCGUGUCGCACACUCUAUGGGACCCUGAUACUGUGAUACGAGUCAAUGGAGGAAUCCCACCGCUGACAUAUCAGAUGUUUUUGCACACGGUAGCAAUAAUUGGCGACCCACCACGGCCGGUGGAUGACGUGGAUCUCAAGGUGACGAACUUUGGUGUGUUGCCUGACUGCUUCUAUAAGGAAUUUGUUGUUUUUGAGAAGACGCCAAAACCCGAAGAUUUAGGUGUGUAUCUAGAGAAUGAGGACAUAAGAAUGAUUCGAUGGGUUGGCGGUGAGCGAGCUGCCUUAGCACAGAUGCAACAAAGAUUAGCUGUGGAACAUGAAACAUUCCGCAAGGGUUCCUAUCUUCCAACUCACGGCAAUCCUGACUUGCUGGGUCCACCGAUAUCACUAAGCCCUGCGCUUCGGUUCGGAUGUCUGUCCGUCAGGAAGUUUUAUUGGUCGCUUCAGGAUUUGUUUCAAAGCGUGCAUCAGGGAGAGAUGUCAAGCCAGUUUAUCUCAGGUCAGCUGAUUUGGCGUGAGUACUUUUACACAAUGAGUGUAAAUAAUCCGAGAUACGCGCAAAUGGAAGGAAAUCCCAUCUGCCUUGAUAUUCCUUGGAGAGAACCUCAUGGAGAUGAGCUGCAAAGGUGGGAGGAAGGUCGUACAGGUUUUCCAUUCGUGGACGCAGCAAUGCGUCAGCUCCGUACAGAGGGCUGGCUGCAUCACGCACUGCGUAAUACGGUGGCCUCAUUCCUCACACGUGGUACUCUUUGGUUGUCUUGGGAACAUGGCUUGAGACAUUUCCUCAAAUAUCUGCUGGAUGCGGACUGGUCAGUGUGCGCUGGUAACUGGAUGUGGGUGUCAUCGAGCGCCUUCGAAGCCUUAUUGGAUUCGAGCGAGUGCGCGUGCCCUGUGAGGCUUGGCCAACGGCUGGAACCGAGCGGACAGUACGUGAGACGAUACGUACCGGAACUGACAAAUAUUCCGGAUAAAUAUAUUUAUGAACCAUGGAAAGCCCCAAUAGAAGUACAGCAGCGUGCGGGAUGUAUAAUAGGUAGGGACUACCCUCCUCCUAUGCUAGAUCAUCUUGAAGCUGCUGGAAGAAACCAAAGUGCUAUGCAGGAAUUGCGUCGUAUUCUUGACAAAGCUCAGCCUCACUGCUGCCCAUCAUCGGAGGAAGAAAUCAGACAAUUUAUGUGGCUCCAAGAUGUACCGCAAUUCGAUGUCUCCGCAUAAUAAAUAUGACCAAAGAUCUUUAACUGUAUUACGAUAAAUAAUGCUUUUUAAAUUUCUAGUACUCUUGAAUGUCUGAUAUUGUUUUAUCAAUAUUUAAUUUAGUAGCUAAUUAAAAUUGAUACUAUUUGUACUAGAAAUAAUGUGUAAAUGGUAUUUCGGUCAUCAUAAGCAUUCAUAUAUGUAUUUUCAUAACUUGAUAUUAUCCAGGUUUAUUUAAAAAAUAUUUUAGACUAGCUUAUUUUACUUAAGUUAUAACCAUAUUUCUUAUUGGGUAGAUCAGUAGUUUAAUAUACCGAUACUAAUAUAUCGGCGAUACUUUGGGUUUGGCGAUACAUCGGCAUCGGCUAUAAUUUAAUCGUAAAUAUCGGCUUUAAUUGCCGAUACAAAGGUACUUGUAGAUGUUCGCGCUUUUAAAAAGUAAUGUAAACGCGCAUCUUGUCUGAUCUAGUUCGUUGCUAAUGUCGCACGGACUCAAACUCACAAUAUCUUUAUUCAUAUAGGUAAACAAAUAAUUUGACGUUCAUAAGUGUUUAUGAACGUCAAAUAGAAGUUAAAGUCAAGUCAAGGGCGUAGAGCGGGUAAGAACUAGCAAGAAACUACUAUCUAUGCCUGGGGAUUCCUCGCGUUUUAUUCAGUUUGUUGUCUUUUCUAAACUGCUUUGUCCCCGCGAAUGCCAUUUUGCUCGUAGUAUGCGUAAUUGAAAUACAGUUAUUUUAAUUUUAUUAAUAGUGUUACGAGCUAGGGGAUCGGAUAGAAAAUGCCGUAGAUUUCUUCAAGGGUUUAUUUCUUGUCUAAAAAGUAAAGUUUGGUCUAGAAUA